Messenger RNA from Petromyzon marinus (sea lamprey), 1802 nucleotides. It is a transcript of the gene PCCB, whose product is annotated as propionyl-CoA carboxylase subunit beta. Gene Ontology annotation, molecular function: propionyl-CoA carboxylase activity. The record is from RefSeq and is a predicted model, not a curated record. NCBI's taxonomy places the organism in Eukaryota, Metazoa, Chordata, Hyperoartia, Petromyzontiformes, Petromyzontidae. Gene Ontology annotation, cellular component: mitochondrion.
GGAGAGCGGCAGAGGAGAGGUGAAGGAGAGAAGCCGACGACGCCAACGCCGAAGCCGGCGGCGAUGAUGCUGAUGAUGUCCGCGUCGCGGCUGGGCGCCGCGCUGCUCCCGCGCGCCCGCCACUCGCCGUUCCCGUGCCGGGCGCCGUGGCGCGGCGCGAGCAGCGUCCACGAGCGGAUCGAGCGCCGGAGGCGCGCGGCGGAGAUCGGCGGCGGCCUGGCGCGGGUGGAAGCGCAGCACGCACGGGGCAAGCUGACGGCACGGGAGCGGCUGCUGGUGCUGCUGGACCCCGGCUCGUUUGUGGAGAGCGACAUGUUCGUGGAGCACCGCUGUGCUGACUUCGGCAUGUACAGCGACACCAACAAGUUUCCAGGAGACAGUGUGGUCACCGGACGAGGACUCAUCAACGGCCGCCUUGCGUACGUCUUCAGCCAGGACUUCACGGUGUUUGGAGGCAGCCUGUCUGGUGCCCACGCACAGAAGAUCUGCAAGGUGAUGGACCAGGCGGCGCUCGUCGGCGCUCCGAUCAUCGGCCUCAACGACUCCGGCGGCGCUCGCAUCCAGGAGGGCGUGGACAGCCUCGCCGGCUACGCCGACAUCUUCCUGAGGAACGUGAUGUCGUCAGGAGUGGUGCCCCAGAUCUCUCUCAUCAUGGGUCCCUGUGCCGGGGGUGCCGUCUACUCCCCAGCACUCACAGACUUCACUUUCAUGGUCAAGGACACGUCGUACCUGUUCAUCACGGGUCCCGAUGUUGUGAAGUCGGUGACCAAUGAGGACGUGAGCCAGGAACAGCUUGGUGGAGCCAACACUCACACGGUCACAUCAGGCGUGGCUCACCGGGCGUUUGAGAACGACGUGGACGCGCUGCUCAACCUACGCGAGUUUUACAACUUCCUGCCGCUCAGCAACCGCGACCCUGCACCUGUCAGGGUGUCACAUGACCCCAGUGACCGUCUGGUCCCGGGGCUGGACACGGUGGUGCCGCUGGAGUCCUCCAAGGCGUACGACAUGCUGGAUAUCAUCCACACGACGGUGGACGAGGGCGACUUCUUUGAGCUGAUGCCGCGCUACGCACGCAACCUGCUGGUCGGAUUCGCUCGCCUCAACGGGCGCACCGUGGGCAUCGUGGGCAACCAGCCACGCGUGGCCUCUGGCUGCCUGGACAUCAACGCGUCUGUGAAGGGGGCUCGUUUUGUCCGCUUCUGCGACGCCUUCAACAUCCCCCUCAUCACCUUCGUGGACGUGCCGGGGUUCCUGCCCGGUACUAGCCAGGAGUUCGGAGGCAUCAUUCGGCACGGAGCCAAACUACUCUACGCAUUCGCUGAAGCCACCGUGCCCAAGAUCACCGUCAUCACCCGCAAGGCGUACGGCGGAGCGUACGACGUGAUGAGCUCCAAGCACCUGCGUGGCGACGUGAACUACGCAUGGCCCACCGCUGAGGUGGCCGUCAUGGGGGCCAAGGGCGCGGUGCAGAUCAUCUUCCGGGGGAGCGCGGACCAAGCGGAGGCGGAGGCGGAGUACAGUGAGAAGUUCGCGAACCCCUUCCCUGCAGCUGUUAGAGGCUUUGUGGACGACAUCAUCCGCCCGGCGACGACGCGCCAGCGGCUGUGUCGAGACCUGGACGCCCUGAGCACCAAGAACCUGAAGAACCCCUACAAGAAGCACGGCAAUAUCCCCCUGUGACACACACACACAGACAGACACACACACACAGACACUACACACAGACACUACAUACACACACAGACACACAGACACACAUAGACCUACACACACACCACAUUACAACAACAAACGCAAUU